Dermacentor andersoni is the source of this 4105-nucleotide messenger RNA. RefSeq names its product mitogen-activated protein kinase kinase kinase 20-like. Gene Ontology annotation, molecular function: protein serine/threonine kinase activity; ATP binding; protein binding. Gene Ontology annotation, cellular component: cytoplasm. NCBI's taxonomy places the organism in Eukaryota, Metazoa, Arthropoda, Arachnida, Ixodida, Ixodidae. Gene Ontology annotation, biological process: protein phosphorylation. The record is from RefSeq and is a predicted model, not a curated record.
AGAUUAUCUAAUUCAAGUGGUAAGCUGAAUUUGCCGGGGUGUUCGUUGAAUAAAGCGAUAACUUGAAUAAAUGGAAAUUUAGGUUUUAGCAGCUAGGAUAGUUUAUUGCACUGAUACACGCACACACACACAUAUAGUCAAGUUUCUCAGUUUUCCUGCACUUAUAUCUAUCGAAGCUUUCUGUCAGCUGUCUUGGCUUGCGCAGCUGUAGGGGCAACCUCAUCGCAAAUCGCGACCGAAACGUGCAGCUAGGGAUCUAUCCGCGUGCAACGGUUCUAGGGACCGGGGAUGGUCACACAUGAACGCGAAAUUCUUACGAGCGCCUUGCCGAACGGUGUCUGGCUUGAAUGAAAGGUGGCUUUAUUUUUUCACCAGCAGUUCAUUUUAAUCAUUGUAUAAAUGAAAAGUUUCGCGGGUGAGGAAACGUAACCUCUUAUGAAGAAUUGCAAAUUCGGCAUGUAUGCGUCUCCUCACCGGCGAGAGAAAGAGAAACAGCAGCUGUCUUGAACGUUGAAAUUACUGACAGCUCCUCUCAGAGGCCACCCAGCUUUGUUUUUAUGCUGCGUUCGACGAAGUUCGCGGCCCAGGAAAGCCGCGCGUUGUUCUAAAUUUGGACGCCUCCUCUCAUGGUUAGCUUGCCUGCUAUCCGCCUGAACUGGAACAGCGAGGCACCCCGUGCGGCCAAACGAACAGAUACAAGUCAUGUGACCUUAAAAAUCGUCUGCAUUCAUCUAGGCCUAAAAUUCCUGCACAGUACGCAAGGCUCACGAUAUCAGUGUGUCACCUCACGAUAUUCUUUAUGUAAUUCCAACCGGGAACUUUGGCCUAAUCCAGUAUGGCUGCCGAGUCUGGAGGCAGCAUCUCCUACCAGAAUUCCAGCGACCUCCAGGAAUGCUCCAGCAGAGUGGAGCAGCUAACCAACUCCACUAACAUUGAAUUGGCAAGCCUGGGCACGUUGGCGCCUUCGCAGGCUGAGAGCAGCAGCUUUGAUUUGUCAACGAACCAGCAGACGUUGCCAACGAGUGAGGAGUUUGCUGAAGACGAGCGCUCGAACAAUGACAGUGCAUCGUGGCACAACGGUGACACUGAUCUGAUGACAGAGUGUGCAAGCUCCGAGUUCUCAUGCCCUCCGUUUCUGGAAGUGGACUUCUCAGACCUACAUUUUUAUGAAAGGUGUGGAGGCGGUGCUUUCGGGAGUGUAUAUCGUGCUAAGUGGAAGUCUCAAAACCUGCAAGUGGCGGUGAAGAAGCUUUUGGUCCUUGAAAAGGAGGCACAAGUUCUGAGUGUGCUAAGCCACAAGAACAUCAUAACAUUUUAUGGGGCUGCUACCAAGGCGCCGAAUUUCUGUAUUAUCACAGAGUAUGCAGAACAUGGCUCCCUGUAUGCUUUUCUGGCAAUGCAAGAGAAUGACUCCAUGCUGAGCUUUGGUCAGAUUCUUCUCUGGGGCAUUCAGAUUGCUGCUGGUAUGCAUUACCUGCAUGAAGAAGCACCCAUUAAAGUCAUUCAUAGAGACCUGAAAUCUAAGAAUGUUGUUAUAUCCUCAGACUACACGUGCAAGAUAUGUGAUUUUGGUGCUUCUCGUUUCCUGGGUGCUACAACGAGAAUGUCACUGGCCGGAACGCUGCCUUGGAUGGCCCCUGAGGUUAUCCAGUGUUUGCCAUCAUCAGAAACCUGUGAUGUCUGGUCUUUCGGUGUGGUUCUUUGGGAGCUGCUCACCCACGAAGUUCCCUUCAAGGGCAUAGAAGGAUUUCAAGUGGCUUGGGCUGUUGUCGAAAAGGAAGAGAGACUCACCAUUCCAAGCACCUGCCCUGCUGCAUUCGGAAAUUUAAUGACUGCCUGUUGGAAGACCGAUCCCAAGGAACGGCCCCCAUUUUCUACCAUACUGCAGCACUUGAAUGCUAUGAGUGAAGAUGACUCCUUGUGUAACCUUGCAUCUGCAUAUUUAAGUCAGCGUAGUGUCUGGAAGCAGGAAAUCGAAUCCACUCUGGAGUUGAUGAAGCGUGCCGAGCGUGACCUCAGUCAAAAGCAAAAGCAGUUGGAAGAAUGGGAAAGCCGUUUGCAGCAGAAGGAACAGCUUCUCGAGCGACGCAGGGGUUGCAUGGAGCUGUAUGUUCAUGAUGUGAAUACUUGGAGUGUGGAUCAUGUGUUUCUCUGGGUUCAACAAUUGGGAUGUGAUGAUGCCACCAAGGACUUGGAGCAGUAUGCCGAGCUGUUCCGCAGCCAGCAGAUUUCGGGCAAACGGCUGCUCCUUCUCACCGUGGAACACUUGAAGGACAUGGGCAUUGCCCCCUUGGGACACAGACUGGCACUUAUGGAUGAGAUUGAGAAGCUUGCCAUGGAAAACAGACGCAAGUUUGAAAUGUCACAGCGUGAGUCCAUGAGCCAUGGCCACACCUCCUCCACCUUUGGGUCAUCUGCACUGGGAUCAGCAAGCUUUGCUUCAAUGACAACGUCCUUUGGUUCCCUGGGCUCCAGAGUGCCAUCGGUGCCAAUGUCUGUCUCGGAGCCAAUGCUCCUGCGACUCACACUGCUGUUUGGCAGCCACGUUCGGCUGGGUGCGAGUCCCCGUGAACACAAGUGGAAAGCAUUCGUGGAGUUGGACACGGGCGAGACGCAUUUGGCCAGUGACGCAGCUGCCCGCUGCAUCAGCAAUGUCACCUUCGAGUGUGCCCAAUCUGGCCUUUUCCUCACACGCAUAGCCCAGCCACCAUUUGUGAUGGACCGAUGGUGCAUUGGCAUUACUCCGGAAACAGUUGUGACGUGCGUCGUAAAUUACGAGCUCUGCGUACUGGAACCUCGGUCAACGCUGCUAAGCCACCGGGUGCGCCCAGAAGGAGGUGCACCCGAACAGAUUGAGGUGGUCCUGAGGCUAUCUGCACUGUCCCCCCGCCGUGAGGAUGCCUCGCGGUCCUCCUCCCGGCGAGAAGCCCACUCGGCUCCGUCCAGAGCCCGCCGUCUCUCAGAGGACCUCCUGCCCGAGGCUUGGCGUCAGCGCGGCAGUCUCUUUGGCAGCUUCUCUCCAACUCGACGGCCCACGCAUCGUCGAUCACGCUCUGGUGGCGAUGGCUGCUGGGGUGCAUCCAUGCUGUCGGCGGCACGUAGCGGCUCUCCACUAUCAUCGUUUGCGCCCCGACGGCUGCUGUCAUCGCCUGCCGGUGGAGACUUGUCGAGCGAAGAGGAGGAAUGCCUGGCCCACCUUGCCUCAGAGCUCGGAGGCAGCGGCACUGCUUCAUCCGGGAGAAGCCGCCUCAAGGAGCACCGGCGCCAUCGGCUGGCAUUCUCUCUCCACUCCAGCUCUGAGGACUCCCUCAGUGACCAGGGCGCAUCUAGUCUCCACUCACACUCUCUCGCAGGAAAUGCCACUGCCGGACUGGCCGAGAGCUGUUCACGGCAUGAAGAGGAGCGACAUCGGCGAAACAGCACGCCAACUCGACGUCGGGAUCCCAAGAAGUACCGGCACUCGAUGAGUGACAGUGGCUUUGCCUCUUCCGAUGCAUCCAGGCAAGUGCUACGUGUCGAAAAGUGCCACGUCAAGCUCAAGAGUGGCGGUGACCUGCCGGCUGACCGCACUGAACUCGACAUCGGCUUGGGCCCCAGCCUGAGCUCUGGCCUGAGCUCGGGCCUGAACAGACUCAGUUUUAGCCUGGAGACCGAUGGCUUCCGGCUUGGCGGCCGAGAGCGAAGGCUGGGGGGACUGCUUGACCGUGUGGCUGGCAAUAUCGGCUGGCGUCGCAUGGGGUAUGAUGGUUCUAUGUGAACUGACGUUGCAGUAGUGCUGUGGUAUAGAAUGCACUUUGUCUUUUGGCUGAUGAAAAAAAAAAGUACCUCCGCUAAGUAUUUGCGCAGAUAAACGCUAGUCUUUCACAUGCUGAACUGUUUGUAAUGUGGCUAUAUUGUAGUGCCACACUCAGUUUUUUAAAUCUUUUUUUGAGGCCUAUUGCCAGCAAGAGUUCGCACAAUAGAGAAAUGCAUUCUCUGUUUGCCCGCUUGAAGUUUAAACUGUGUUUUUGGCAGCACAGGUCCAACACUUCACUCUAUUGAAGACAUUAAGGAAAUCUAGAAAUAGAGCACCCACAUUUGAGGACGCAUUGCAGCUUGCUAUUGC